Molecule: messenger RNA, 8285 nt
Organism: Frankliniella occidentalis (western flower thrips)
Lineage: Eukaryota; Metazoa; Arthropoda; Insecta; Thysanoptera; Thripidae
Gene: crb
Product: protein crumbs
Exons: 29
Coding region: 22-6585 (2187 amino acids)
Biological process (GO): heterophilic cell-cell adhesion; establishment or maintenance of epithelial cell apical/basal polarity
Cellular component (GO): protein-containing complex; plasma membrane
Molecular function (GO): calcium ion binding
Source: RefSeq, a predicted model, not a curated record
UGGUCUCUUGUGCCGCCAGGGAUGCUGCUCGGAGUGCUGGCGCUGUGCCUGGCGCCCCUCUGCGCCGAGGGGGCCUCGACGGGGUCCUCGAGGCAGCAGGAGGGCUACUUCGACGGCGCGGCGUACGUGCAGCUGCUGUCGCCGGUGUCGCUCCGCGGCCACGUCGGCCUCAGCUUCCGGACGUGCGAGGGCGGACAGCUGUUCCACCAGACGUCGUCCGCGAGGACCUCGACGUCCUCGGCGCCGUCCUCGCCCGGCUCGCCGGCGUCGUCCAGGUCGGUGAGCCUGGACGUGCGCGAGGAGGGCCUGGUGCUCCGGGUCACCGUCGGCGCCAAGCAGUUCGAGUCGCGCUUCAACGCGCGCCUCCUGGACAACGAGUGGCACAACGUGAACCUCGUCUACCUCGGCGGCAACCUCACCCUGACCGUGGCCAGCCACUCCCAGGUUGUGGCCAACUCCACAUACAACUCCGAGAUCCUCUCGGACUUGGAGCCGUCGAGCUAUGAUUCCGUUCUCCGAGUAGGCGAAGGCUUCGUGGGCUGCAUUCUGCAAGGCCCUAGUCUUGUGUUCAACACGUCGGCGAUGUUGUCCAAAAAGGUUCAGUGGGGUGGCUGCCCUCUGAACAACUUCAGUUGCUCAAAGGUUGACCACUGCAUAAACGAGCCCUGCUUGCGACACGGUGUAUGCUUCUCACUGCCCGAUCGGUACGACUGUCGCUGCUCAGCACGCUAUACAGGAAAGAACUGCGAAGUUGACAAUGGUUCUCCCUGCAACCGUAAUGGUGUUAAUCCUUGCCAGAACAAUGGGCAUUGUAUGGAGGAUCAAAUGGGUAACUACAAGUGUCAUUGUGGCCCAAGUCACACAGGACAACAUUGUGAAACCGAAAUCACCUCACACAUUUGUGAGAAUAAUCCUUGCCAAAACAAUGGAUCUUGCAGAGUUUCAGCAGGGAAUCGCUAUGAAUGCACAUGCUUACCAGGUUUUACUGGGGUUAACUGUGAAAUUAACAUAAAUGAGUGUCAGUCAAACCCAUGCCAACAUGGGGGAUCUUGCAUUGAUGGCAUCAACAAUUAUACCUGUAUUUGUAGUCGAACAGGAUAUGUGGGGCUGAACUGUGAUGUAAAUAUAAAUGAAUGUGAUCUCAAUCCAUGUUUAAACCAAGGUCUCUGUUUUGACAACUAUGGGAGUUACACCUGCCAGUGUAUGCCUGGGUUUGCUGGUCAAAAUUGUGAACAGAACAUCAACGAAUGCAGUUCAAGCCCUUGCUUAAACAAUGCUCACUGUAUUGAUGUAGUUGGCUCUUAUGAGUGCCACUGUCAGCAUGGCUUUACUGGAAGGAAUUGUGAAACCGACAUAAAUGAAUGUGAAACUGCUGUUUGCCCCUCCAACUCGCAAUGUGUUGAUGGCAUUGGAAGUUUUCAGUGUGUUUGCAAAGAUGGGCUUACUGGGAAGCCUCCCAAUUGCUCUGAGGUCAAUGUUUGCACAAGUAGCCCAUGUGUGAAUGGAGGCACCUGUGUCGUUGUAGGUGAUCAUUUUAACUGCACUUGUCCAAACGGUUUUAUAGGUAAAAUGUGUCAAGUGAACAUUGAUGAAUGUGCUUCAAAUCCGUGUUUAAAUGGUGGCACCUGCUUAGAUCAGAUUGGUGGCUACAUCUGCAACUGUUCAGAUGAAUUUAUGGGUGUUCACUGUGAAAUGGAAUUUGAUGCUUGUGCUUUCAAGCCUUGUAAAAAUGGUGGAGAAUGUGUGACACAACCAAGGAGGAAAGAAUUUUACUGUGAAUGUGCUCCAGGUUUCAGUGGCCUUGAGUGUAAAACAGAUAUUGAUGAUUGUGCCAAUGUGACUUGUCCUGUUGGACGGGAGUGUGUGGAUCUGGUGAACGACUAUGAGUGUCGAUGCCCACCUGGCUACUCAGGAGACAAUUGUACCUUGGAUGUUGACUAUUGUGCCUCAAGCCCUUGCAAAAAUAAUGGUACAUGUCAGAAUGCUGCUGGCAGUUUUGUGUGUGAUUGUCCUGCUGGUUAUCAAGGUCGAAGGUGUGAACAAGACGUGGAUGAAUGUAAACUGGCUGAUGGUCUUUGUAAUCAAGGAAUUUGUGUGAAUAAGUUUGGAGGCUACGAUUGUUUCUGCCGGCCCGGAUUUACUGGAACGCAUUGUGAACUAGACUUUGAUGAAUGCCUCUCUCGCCCUUGCCAGAAUAAUGCUACUUGUGAAAACCUUAUAAAUAGUUUCAAUUGCGUUUGUACACCAGGCUACACUGGCAGGGAGUGUAACAUUGACAUAAAUGAAUGUGAUUCAAACCCAUGCCAAAACAACUCAACUUGUAUUGAUGGCAUUGCUACAUUCUCAUGUAUAUGCCCACCUGGACUUACUGGUAUCUUAUGUGAGACAAAUAUUGAUGAUUGUGAGUCUUCACCAUGCUGGAAUAAUGGAUUGUGCAUAGAUGGUAUAAACAGUUUCACUUGCGAUUGCUCUGACACUGGAUUCAGUGGUGAACGAUGUGAAAACAAUAUUGAUGACUGUCUUGGUGAUCCCUGCACCAACGGUGCAGAGUGUGUUGAUGGGAUUAAAGACUAUACCUGUGAAUGCUAUGCUGGAUACUCAGGCAAAAACUGUGAAAUUGACAUAAAUGAAUGUGAAAGUUCCCCUUGCCAGUAUGGAGGAUUCUGCUUCCAGAAAUCAAACAGCUCUCUCUACCAGACUAAUGAUCCAUCAUUACCAGCAAUCUUUGCAGAAAAAUUCAGUUAUGAAAAUGCUAGCGGAUAUAUUUGUCUUUGUGUCCCUGGUAUUACUGGUUCCAACUGUGAGGUGAACAUUAAUGAGUGUGAAAGUAAUCCAUGCCGUUGGGGCAACUGCGUGGACAAAAUAGGGCACUAUGAUUGUGAAUGUGAGGAGGGCUUCAUGGGUGCUCACUGUGAAAUUGACAUUGAUGAGUGUGACCUUUACAAGCCUUGUGUCAAUGGGACUUGCAUUGAUCGGCGGGCAAAUUAUUUCUGUGAGUGCACACCAAAAUAUGGUGGCAAAAACUGUUCUGUUGAGCUUCAUGGAUGUGAUGAAAAUCGUUGUCAGAACAAUGGAACAUGCAAGCCUUAUUUAGAAAACGAAACACAACAUAAAUUUAAUUGUUCUUGUACCAAUGGAUAUCAUGGAGACUUGUGUGAAAAGGUGACCACUAUGUCCUUGAGUGGAAAAUCAUAUGCCCUCGUGCAUACUACCCGAGAUGAAGGCUAUGAUAUUCAGUUCCGCUUUAAAACAACACUUCCAGAUGGUUUGCUUGCCAUUGGCAAGGGAUCAACAUUUUACAUACUUGAGUUAGUCCAUGGAAGACUCAACCUUCAUUCCAGUCUCUUGAACAAAUGGGAGGGUGUGUUCAUUGGUUCUGGAUUGAAUGAUAGCACAUGGCAGAAAGUUUUUGUUGCUAUCAAUGCUUCACACUUAGUCCUUGCUGCUAAUGAGGAGCAGACAAUCUAUCCUAUCAAUCUCAAUGAAGGCUCUGGUGCAUCACAUACUAGCUUCCCUACAACCUACCUUGGCGGAACAAUCUCGUCUCUGAGACGCUUGACUCAUGGUCCUCCUUCCUUUGUUGGUUGUGUUGAAGAUGUUGUUAUUAAUGGAAAUUGGGUUCUCCCUGAAAAUCCAAGUCAGCCUGUUGUUCUCGAGAACAUUGCAAUGGGCUGCCCACGGGAGCCACAAUGCUCGCCAAAUCCGUGCCACAAUGGUGGACAUUGUACUGAUUUGUGGAGUGACUUCAGCUGUGCUUGUGAGCGUCCAUUUUUGGGGCAUACAUGCCAGUACAAUUUCACUGCUGCUACUUUUGGAUAUGAAAAUAUUACCAAUGGCUUGGUAACGGUAAAUGUUCAUGACCAAGCACGAAGAGCUGUACGAUCCAUUGUGGACAUAUCUAUGUUCAUUCGGACCCGUCAGAGCAAGGGAGUCAUUUUCCAGCUCGGUUCUGCUCCAACUGUGGAACAUCAAGACCAAACUCAAAUUUCAGCUCAGCUUGACGGAGGAGAGCUCUUUGUGGGCAUUCAGUUCAAUGGUACCCCAGAGGGCUACACUGUUGGAGGUGUUAGAUUAGAUGAUGGGAGCAAUCACCUCAUCCAGGUGGUGCGCAAUGUGACUCUGGUCCAAGUGAAAAUCAAUGGAACUGAAUAUUUCCGCAAGACAAUUUCGGCAUCUGGUCAGCUGGAUGUACAAGUUUUGUAUUUAGGGGGAGUUCCCCCAAAUGCAAGGGUCAAUUUCCGUCCAGGUGGGAGUCCUGACCACAGCAACUUCAAAGGGAUUAUUCAAGAUGUUCAGAUAAGCAAUGGUUCUCGCACUAUGGUGACUGAAUUCUUCCCUCUGAAAGCUGAUGAUUUGACCGUUCCUCCCUCAUUUGGCACCGUAAUGUUUGCCAAUGACACUGUUCUAGAGGGUGUUAUAUCUGAUGACACAUGCUCAUCUAAUCCUUGCCUACACAACGGAACCUGCAAAAUUACAUGGAAUGAUUUCAGCUGUGAAUGUGUUCGGGGCUACAAGGGGAAAACAUGUCAAGAAAUGGAGUUUUGCCAGCUUCAAGACUGCCCCAUGGGGAGCACAUGCCGCAACUUAAAUGAUGGAUAUGAAUGUAUUGCAAAUGCCACAUUUAAUGGAGUUAAUUCAUCAAUGAGCUAUAGCUUAGGCUCCCUUGAAACCUCAAGUUCUGAAUCACCCUUGGCCACUUCUUACAACUCUAUUGCAAUAACGUACAGAAGCCAUAACGGAGGCACUCUUAUGCACAUAGCUUCAGUAGACGGAGAUGAUUUCUUCUCUAUUGCUGCACUCAAAAGCAGUGUGACUGUUGCCUGGAAACUUGGUCCAGGGCAUGGAAGGGCUCGCCGCCUUCGCAAGGAACACUCCAGUGGAUAUGGAGAUUGGACAGCACUUAAAAUAGACAUCAAGGAUGGUGCGCUUCAUGCUCACAUCCAGCAGGAUGAAUGGAGCGAAGAGGCACAGUCUCAGGGCACUUACCAGUUCAGUGAGCCGGACUUUGCUGUGGAAGCCUGGUACCAGCUUGUGGCCACUGGAAGAGUGAUACUGGGUGCCGGCCCUCCCAUCUCUGUGGCUUCAUCGAGUUCACUUGGUGAAGAUGAAGCAACCGUAUCAACGCGUCAUUCUUAUGUUGUGUACGACCAUGACUCUUCUGAUGCCCCCACUGGUACAACUGCUCUUGAUGACAAUGCAGUUGACUUCCCAGCAAUUGGGAAGAUACCAGGGGAAUCUUCAGCCAAUGGUGGCUAUUUCAAGGGUUGUCUGGGUGAAGUCCGUAUUGGAGGUUUGCUUCUGCCAUUCUUCACACAAGACCAACUAAAUAUGGAGAAUAUGACUGCCCUAGAAUUCUUUUAUUUAUUAAAAUCUGCCAAUGAAACAAAUGUGAUAACUGAUCUUGGAUGUAUUCUGUGCUUUGAGCAAGAAUGUCAGAAUGGCGGAUCGUGUUUGAACCCUAAGGAAUCGUACACAUGUUCUUGCCCUCUGGGCUUUGAGCAAGAUGACUGUUCAGUAAACACUGAUGAAUGUAUUGACAAUAGCUGCCAGAACAAUGCUACCUGUGUUGAUGCAAUUGCAAACUAUACUUGUUCUUGUCAGCCAGGAUGGGAAGGUUGGCUUUGUGACAUCGACAUUAAUGAAUGUGAGUCAAAUCCUUGCACAAACAAUGGUUCUUGUCAGAAUUUACUUGGACGCUUUGAGUGCUUGUGCACAAGUGAAUAUGAAGGAUCACAAUGCCAAUUCCUUAAAAUGGUUAGCUGUGACAAUGGUCCUUGCAAAAAUGGAUCCACAUGCAGGGAUGAAAAGAAUUUGAGAACUGGAGACAACUUUACAUGUAGUUGUGCUGAAGGUUUUGUGGGGCCUUAUUGUGACCAACCCUUCUGUGAUAUAGAGCACUGCCAGCAAGGUUUCUGUGAUACAUCUCAACUGAAACCCUUCUGCAACUGCUCUCCCGGCUUCACUGGACGGCUAUGUGGGGAGGACAUUAAUGAGUGUGAAGUUGGCCCUGAAAGGACAACACCGUGCAUGAACCGUGGACUGUGCAGAGAUGGAAUAAACUCUUUUUCAUGUGACUGCCGUAGCACAGGCUUCACGGGUCCGAAAUGUGAAGAUGAUAUAGAUGAAUGUGCCCUGAACCCUCAGCUUUGUGGCUCUGGCACUUGUGAGAAUUUAAUUGGAACCUAUAGGUGUGAAUGUACUGAAGGUUUCUGUGGAGAUAGUUGUAGACUGCAAAAUCCUUGUCUCCUAGAAGAUAACCCCUGCCAGUUUGAUGGAAAGUGCACUGAAGACUGCCAUUCAGAGCCAGACUAUCGUUGUGAUUGCACUGAUGGGCACUCAGGAAAGAAUUGUACCGAGACUCCAUAUUAUGCUGCAAGCAAUCCAUUUGAUGUUGCUAUAAUUGUAGCUCCUAUAAUUGGUGCAAUCCUCCUUUUAGCUGCAGGAGGAUUAAUAGUUUUUAUCAUGAUGGCACGGAAAAAGAGGGCUACCCGUGGAACAUAUAGCCCAAGCCAGCAAGAGUACUGUAAUCCUCGAGUAGAGAUGGAUAAUGUAAUGAAACCACCACCUGAAGAAAGAUUAAUUUAAUUUGAUAAACACUGUAAUAGCAGAGUUUACUUUUAGAUUUUGACUUUCAAGAUGGGGUUUCUCAACUGGAAUGGCAAUGUGAUAAUAUUUCUGUACCUGUUUAAGAAUGAGAUUUGUAUCAUGUUUUUUUAAUUCUUAUUUCUCAUGACUUUGAUAAUUUUUUAAAUUAAGUCUGUCAUCUUUCAAUGCCAUAAUUGUCAUGAACUUUUCAGUGUCUACCUUUGAUUAUCUAUAGUGAAAAUUCAUCAGUAAAAAUGGCAAACCAUGAUGAAUUCAAUAGGUAUCAUUAUACUUCUAUUUCUGGUUGGUUAAAUUACUCUGUGAGUGAUAAAGCCUGAAUUACAUGAGCAUCUUGAGGGCUUCAGAAGUCCCGGAGUGGUAGAUGGUAGAUGUUCUGCUACUUUAGCACUUUUCCCUCAUGGUGCUCUUGCUGUGAUUAUGUAUAACAUUCAACUAUGUGUCAUGAAAAUGCUAUUUCAUGUUUGUACCAAAGGGUUCCUUUAGUGUUUACCAUUCUGUAAGCUAGCUUACAUCUUCUCCCUUAGAUAAUUUCCUUUGAAGCAGUAUGGAAUAAGGUGAUUAUUCUAUUCCACCCUUGUCCAUUAUUGUUGCAUUGAGCUCAGAACUGAUAAAGAUAUCAAUGUUCACAUGAGACAAUUAAGUAUAGUUGCAGCAUCAUGUUUUAAAGCUUCUAGGUUUCAGUUGUCUUCCAUUUUAAUGUUAACUAUUCCGUCCAUGGAGCUUUACACAUUUUAAUGUUAAUUAUUUUUGACUAACUGUUUAGAAAGGUCUCAAUCAAGGACAAAAAGCAAUUUUUUGAUAAUUACCUUACUCAAUACUAGGGCUUAUUUGCUCUCUGUAUUAUUGUAUGUUUUGUAUUAUAAUGUUCUAUAUAUGACAUUGUUAAUUCUCCUAUAUUAGGAGUUAUAUCAAUUGAAUGCUGUGAAAUACAAGUGUCUUUAUGCACACAUUUUAAAGUUAGACUGAAUUUGGAUAUGGUAUCGGAGUAAUGAGUUUUCCUACUGUUCCAAGAGACAAGAUUGAGCAUGAAUUGCAAUCUUGAAGUUUGCCCACAGACCCACAACAAUUUGUUGUUAGCUCAUCAAUUGUGUCAUGAUUUUUUACUAAAAUAUUUUGUGAGAAAAAAUUACAAACUAUUGUCAAAAACUAUUUUAUGUUUUGGCUAAUCCCUUUUCAAUUAAUUCCCAAAUUUCUUUGUUACGUGAUGUGGGAAUAGUGAAUAUUUAUAUAAUAUAUUGCAACCCUUUUUUUAUGUAUGUGUAGAAUGUAUUUAUAAUUUUAUUCUAAAGCUAUUUGUAUAUGUGUGAAUAUUAUCGAAUGUGUGUGGUGUGUGAGUGAGAAUGAACGAACAAAUAGACUCCAACGUUUCAUGUGAUACACCCUCACUUUGACUUUCCUGUGUAUCUUUGUCUACCAGUUUGUGCCUUAAUGUGCAAAUGUGUUCAAAUUGUGUAAAUUUUUGUUUUAAGUAGAUGGGUUGAAGUUCUCAGUAUGAAUUACUGUACCAUAAAUCAGACUAUAUUUAUCUUCUUUGAAUAUCUGUUUUUACUGUAGUACGUGUUUUGUAUUUUUGACUGUUCUGAUUUACCAUGAAUCCCUGUAUAACUUGGACAUUUAAACAGAUAUUCCGAAAUCUGUUGUAGAGGCCAUGAAUUAUAAAUUAUAAGAAAUGACGCUAA